Messenger RNA from Diospyros lotus (date-plum), 462 nucleotides. Its product is annotated as mitogen-activated protein kinase kinase kinase 20-like. NCBI's taxonomy places the organism in Eukaryota, Viridiplantae, Streptophyta, Magnoliopsida, Ericales, Ebenaceae. The record is from RefSeq and is a predicted model, not a curated record. The coding region runs from base 1 to 462 and encodes 153 amino acids. Gene Ontology annotation, molecular function: ATP binding; protein kinase activity. The transcript has a single exon. Gene Ontology annotation, biological process: protein phosphorylation.
AUGGAUACUCGUAAUUGUAGCUGGAUGAAGACGCAGGUUAUUGGGAAAGAAGCAUUCGGGGAAGUGCACAUGGCAAUUCCUCGACCUCUCAACGCGGAUUAUUCAAAGUCGUUGGUUCCUAUAAUUGUAGUCAAGUCUGCUGAAUUCAAACACUUAUCGUCUCUCCAGAAAGAAGAAAGCAUCAUGUUCAUAUUGAACGAUUGCCCAGGGAUCGCCCGUUGCCAUGGAGAAGACAUAAGUGUUGAAGGCAACAAGAAGGUCUACAACCUUUUGUUGGAGUUCGCUUUUGGCAGUUCCCCCAGAAAUCUCAUGCAGAGAAGAAGCGAAGGGAAAUUGCCAGAGUCCGAUGUGAGGCGCUACACUAGGGUGAUCCUUAAGGCUCUAAGACACAUGCAUGAGAGGGGUUUCGCGUACUGUGACAUUAAGCCCGAGAACAUUCUUGUUUUUUUUGUCCAAAAAUAG